Messenger RNA from Aspergillus puulaauensis, 1584 nucleotides. RefSeq names its product MFS transporter. Gene Ontology annotation, molecular function: transmembrane transporter activity. Bases 1 to 1584 code for a protein of 527 amino acids. The record is from RefSeq and is a predicted model, not a curated record. The transcript is spliced from 2 exons. NCBI's taxonomy places the organism in Eukaryota, Fungi, Ascomycota, Eurotiomycetes, Eurotiales, Aspergillaceae. Gene Ontology annotation, biological process: transmembrane transport.
AUGGCGUUGCUACUUUCUGGACAGACUCCGAGAUCCGAUACAGAAAUCACCAUUCAUACUAUUACGGACCCCGAGAAAGGCAUCGCAGAUGGCAACUUUUCAAGCGGAUACUCUACGCCCACGUCUAGCUCAAACGAGUCCUCACAGGAGAAGCUAGAUCAGGAUAUCGUCGAUUGGGAUGGCCCCUAUGACCCAGAAAACCCCGUUAACUUCAGCGGCCUGGCUAAGUUCACCAGUGUUGGUAUUGUCAGCACGUUGACAUUCACCACCCAAUUGGCAUCAUCAAUGCUCGCUCCUGGUGUACCGGAGCUCAUGGUGGAAUUUGGAAGUUCAAGCACGUUGCUGGCUUCGUUUGUGGUGUCGGUGUAUGUCCUAGGGUUUGCUGUUGGGCCGCUGGUCCUGGCUCCUGGAUCAGAGCUUGUGGGAAGGAAGCUUGUCUAUGACAUUUGCAAUGUCGGAUUUACUGUCUUCUCUGCAGCCUGUGCAGUCAGUACGAAUAUGGGGAUGCUUAUUGUUUUUCGGUUUUUGCAAGGCUGUUUUGGCUCUGCGCCAAUCACCAAUGGAGGCGGUACAAUUGCAGACCUCAUCAUCCAAGAGAAGCGUGGAGGAGUCCUUGCUCUGUAUGCACUGGGUAUCUUCCUAGGCCCCGUCAUCGGCCCUGUAGCAGGAGGAUAUCUCGUGGCUGCACACGGCUGGCGCUGGGUAUUCUGGGUCCUCACCAUCAUCGAGGGGUCUCUUACUGUGCUCUCCUUUCUCUUCCUCAGUGAGACAUACCCACCGGUGCUCCUCAAGCGCAAAACACAGCAUCUCAUCAAAAAGACACGCAACACCAACCUACGCCCAAAGUGCGACAAUAUCAACAGCGCCAGCCGACCCCCCUCGCAGCUCUUCAUCCAGGCAAUUGCCCGCCCCACCAAGAUGCUUCUCUUCUCACCCAUAGUAUCCGCCCUCUCCAUCUACGCAGGUAUCCUCUACGGCUACCAAUACCUCAUGUUCACAACAUUCACCUCCGUCUUCCAAACCCAAUACCACUUCCCAACCAAGUCAUCCGGGCUAAGCUUCCUCGGAAUCGGAAUCGGAGCGCUGCUAGGCCUUUUCAUAAUCGGCAUCAUCUCUGACCGGAUCGUCAGGGCAAAAUCAAAACCAACCCCGUCUUCCCCAUCCAGAGCAACCAUGAAGCCAGAAUACCGUCUCCCUCCGCUACUCAUCGGCGCCUUUUUCACCCCAGUCGGGUUGUUCCUGUAUGGCUGGGCGGCCGAGUACAAGAUGCAUUGGAUUGUGCCGGAGAUUGGGACCGCGCUGGUGGGCGUGGGCAAUGUUGCUGCGUUUGUGUGUAUAAUGGGCUAUGUUAUCGAUGCGUUCGCGGUGUAUGCGGCUAGUGCGCUGGCGGCUAUUAUGGUUGUAAGGAGUAUUAUGGGUGCGUUGUUGCCGUUGGCUGGGCAGAGGAUGUAUGAUGUGUUGGGAUUGGGGUGGGGGAAUAGUUUGUUAGGGUUUAUUGCGGUUGCUUGCAUUCCGGUGCCGUGGGCGUUGUUGAGGUAUGGGGAGAGAAUGAGGAUGAGCUUUGAUGUGAGGAGGUUGGAGUGA